This is a messenger RNA of Colius striatus (speckled mousebird), 1059 nucleotides long. It is a transcript of the gene GPR148, whose product is annotated as G protein-coupled receptor 148. The record is from RefSeq and is a predicted model, not a curated record. NCBI's taxonomy places the organism in Eukaryota, Metazoa, Chordata, Aves, Coliiformes, Coliidae. The coding region runs from base 1 to 1059 and encodes 352 amino acids. Gene Ontology annotation, molecular function: G protein-coupled receptor activity. The transcript has a single exon. Gene Ontology annotation, biological process: G protein-coupled receptor signaling pathway. Gene Ontology annotation, cellular component: membrane.
AUGCACUCUGCUGGCCAUUCUUUAGUACAGACUGCAAAUGCAACUGCACACCAGCUCAGCGAGACCGAGCUCAACAGUUCUUCAAACUCGAAUGACGCUUCUUUGUACUAUUUUCUGGAGGAAUGGACUCUUAACACAUCAGGAGCAAACAUGAAGAUGUUUUUAAUCCCCCCAGUUGUCUGCCUCGCUGCAGGUGUCCUCAUCAUUCCUGCCAUCCUGUUUGUGAUCUGCUCUAGGUUUAGCAUCCGUCAGGAGACAAGGUACAUGCUGCUGGGAAACGCUCUGCUUUCUGACCUGAUCUACCUGUUGUUCUACACCGUGUCAGCUGCUUUCAAUGUUGCACAUGUCCAUCUCCCAAAGGAAGCUUGUGUCCUCCUCUUGUUUUUGCUGGCAGUGGCUUACUGUGGAGGAUUGUUCACAGCUACUGCUAUGGUCUUGGACACAUACAUUGCUAUUUUGUUUCCUUUGCGCUACGUUGUGAUUUUGCCUCCUUCACGAACUAAAAAACUUAUUGUCUUACUGUGGAUUUGUUCUGGGGCUCUCCCUGGGAUUUUCUUCUUGGUGCUCUGGAGCACUCACAGCUUUCUGCCCUGUGUCCUGGAGACGUGCUCGGUUCCAGUCAUACUAACGUUAACGCUGAAGAGGACUGAUGCUGUGAAAGUCUGUUUCUGCAUUUCCAUCACAGUUAUCUUUCUCUGUCUGUCUCUGAUAUUUUGUUGCUAUGCUAUUCUGUAUUUUAAAACCAAACAAUCAGGGAUAUGGGAGAGCAUCUGCUCCAGAGCUGCUGUAACGUUCUUAAUGCACAACACCGUGUUAUUUUUUUACUUCUUUCCACUCUUGGCCCUUAUUGUAGAAUCAGUCUUGUACAAUAAUGUUGUCAUCAGACUAAAGACAGGAAUCUUGGUCUCUGUGACAGUCUGCAAUGUCCUGAUGAUUCUGCCUAAAGUUUUGUUCCCUUUUCUGUACGGGCUUCGAUACAGAGAGAUCUCAGCAUCUCUCAAAUGCCUUGUCAGAAGGAAGACGCUUCGCCUGGUGUCACCUGCUCCAUCACCAUCCUGA